Molecule: messenger RNA, 1087 nt
Organism: Exaiptasia diaphana
Lineage: Eukaryota; Metazoa; Cnidaria; Anthozoa; Actiniaria; Aiptasiidae
Product: protein-L-isoaspartate O-methyltransferase domain-containing protein 2
Exons: 3
Coding region: 399-995 (198 amino acids)
Biological process (GO): protein modification process
Cellular component (GO): cytoplasm
Molecular function (GO): protein-L-isoaspartate (D-aspartate) O-methyltransferase activity
Source: RefSeq, a predicted model, not a curated record
GAGACGUGUAUAUAAAUCUGCUAAUGUUUUAUCUCUUCUGGUUUUCUCUCCUUCUCCCCCACCCCUCCUUUUCUUGGGCUGGCAGGCUUGAUUUAUACCCUCCCCUCCCCGAUUAUAUAUUUGACUGCUUGUUUGUUUUGCCUAGGUGAAAAGAAAGUUCGUGAGCGUGGCCAUAUGGUUCAGAAAUUUCUUGUGCUGGGUGCGAGCUCCAAGGAGUAUUUCCAUAAUCGAAAACACUAAAUCCUUGCACAAUGUUUUUGGCAUUUUGCUCCAUGGCUUUUCGCCAUGGUCGUUAGAUUACAUGAGAAAAGAAACGUGAGAUGUUUCAUUUGGUUAUAGCAGUGACACAGUAAUAAGAAAGGCCAAAGCUUCAAAAUACUUCACGUUACCUAUUAAUCAUGGGCGGAGCUGUAAGUGCUGGCGAGARCAAUGAUGAAUUGAUUGAUAACCUAAAAGGAGCAGGAUACAUCAGGACAGAGUCAGUUGAGCAAGCAUUUCGUGACAUUGACAGAUCAGAGUAUUUCCCAGAAACAACCAAGCAACAUGCCUACAAGGACGUUGCAUGGAAACACAAAAAUAUUCACCUUUCAGCCCCAUGCAUUUAUUCUGAGGUGAUGGAGUCACUUGAACUAGUAGAGGGUCUAUCUUUUCUAAAUCUUGGAAGUGGCACAGGUUAUUUGUCAACAUUAGUUGGGCUUAUUAUAGGACCCACUGGAACAAAUCAUGGAGUAGAAAUUUUUGAGGAUGUUGUUGAAUAUGCAAACAAAAAGGUACAGAAAUUCAUGGAAACAAAUUCAGCAUUUAAAGGAAUAAACUUUGGCAUUCCUGUCUUCAUUGUUGGGAAUUGUCUUGCCAUGGAUGGAAUGUAUCGUCAAUAUGACCGUGUUUAUUGUGGUGCAGCUUGUCCAGCAGAAUAUGAAGACUACAUGAAAUCAUUGAUAAAGAAGAAUGGUAUUUUAGUCAUGCCGUUUAAGGAUAAUGUGAGUAUUGUCUAAUCAAUAUCAGCAUUAUUUCAAAAAUUAAAGAUAUCAAUUCCUUCCCUGAUGGUUAUGUCUCAUGGUCACAUCAAAAAAAGCAAGAGAUGCAG